This is a messenger RNA of Scomber scombrus (Atlantic mackerel), 3983 nucleotides long. RefSeq names its product formin homology 2 domain containing 1 (gene fhod1). Gene Ontology annotation, cellular component: cytoplasm; cytoskeleton. The transcript is spliced from 17 exons. Bases 403 to 3156 code for a protein of 917 amino acids. Gene Ontology annotation, biological process: cortical actin cytoskeleton organization; actin filament network formation. Lineage: Eukaryota; Metazoa; Chordata; Actinopteri; Scombriformes; Scombridae. The record is from RefSeq and is a predicted model, not a curated record. Gene Ontology annotation, molecular function: actin filament binding.
CUCUUAAAUACGAGGAUGGAGAAAUAGACGACUCGGCUCCUCACCUCCGUAAAGAACGGAGGAAAACGGCGGGAGGUGAGCAGGAAGUCCGGAAGAGCCGCCGUUCCUCCAGUCAGAGCUUCCCCGACGUUUUAUCUUCCUCUGCCGGCUCUUCCCGCUCCGCCUCUCCCACCGCUGCUCUCUCCCCCUCCGUCUCCUCCGCCUCCUCCAGCCCCACCGUGGGUUAGGCAGCAGGGCUUCCUCCCCGCUGACCUCUGACCCCGGGUAGCUCCGCCUCCAGCCCCUCGCUGUCUCAGGCCGGCUCUCCUCAGUCGUCGCAGCGGCGCCGCUAACGGAGGAGUGAGCCGCGAGCAGGAGGAGACGACGCCAACCAGCCCGGGUCGGUCUUUCCUCAGUCACCACAUGUCGGCUUUAGGUCUGAGCAGGAAGUCUCGGCUGUUCACCAAAACCAGCUCCAUCUCUGAGGAGCCGUCCAGCAGCUCCUCUCCCUCAGACGUCUUUCAGCAGCAGAAGUCGGAGCAGCCGAGCAACAAGACGGAGAAUAAAACCAGUUUCAAAGACACCUUCCUGCGCAGUCUGGCCGCUCAGCAGUGGGAGAAGAAGAGAAGAAGUAAAAACCUCAGCCAAUCCAAGCUGCCCUCUGAUGAUGUCAUAACCUCGCCGCCGCAGCAUGCGGAGAGCGGCGGCGGCGGCUCGGCUGCAGCGGAGCGUCCUCACGCAGAGCGUCCUCCUCAUGCUGUGUCUGCAGGAAACGACACCAACGGACACUCUGAGGCACAGAAUGACCCAGCUUCAGGUGUGCAGCGGCAGUGCAGCACGUUGUCCAAUGAUAAGAAGUUCCUGCUGGAUAUGCUCUACUCUAAAACCACCGCAGCUCCUCUGAGCCCGAGCAGCAGCGCCGACACCACCGAAGAAGAAGCAGCCUUCCUGCCAGCUGGAGGCGAUCUGUCGGGUCGCGGCCGCGUGUUGGAGCGUCUGUCGAGCUUCAGAGCUCGAUCCGAGGAGCCGGUCGGUCCGAGUGAGAGCAGCGCCUCCCGCAGGGCGGAGCUGGAAGGACUGGAGGGUUCGGCUCAGGCGGCGCGAGCCCGGCUGGCCGAAGAACAACAGACUCGUCACCUCCGUCAGCAGAGCAGCAUCGAUGUAGAGACUCAUUCCCGCCGGCUGGACGCGACCCAGAUGACUCCGCUGGGUCCCGGGGGUCCUGCGGACGCUUGGGACCAGCUGCAGCCGAGCGCCGCCGCGCUGCGCAUCAAAGACCUCGACUUCUCCGACCUGCUGGACGAGGAAGACAUCGACGUCCUGGACAUGGACACCUUCGACUCCACCGCCUCUUCCUCCCGCUUGUCUGGUAUUCCUCCUCCUCCUCCUCCUCCUCCUGGCUCGGGCCUGGCUCCUCCUCCUCCUCCUCCUCCUCCUCUUCCUUCAGGUGGUGCAGGUCCUCCUCCUCCGCCUCCUCCUCCUCCUCCACCAGGAGCUCCUCCUCCUCCUCCUCCUCCUCCCAUGUCGGCGGCGGCAGCGUCUUCCUCCUCGCAGCAGAAGAAGAAGAAGACGGUGAAGCUGUUCUGGAAGGAGCUGAAACAAGCCGACGGGCCGAAGAAGUGUCGCUUCGGCCGCGGGACGGUUUGGGCGUCUCUGGACAAGGUGGCGGUGGACACGGCUCGCCUAGAACACCUGUUUGAGUCCAAAGCCAAAGAGCUGCCCGUCGCCAAGAAAGGACCGGAGACCAAAAAGUCUGAGAUUCUGGUUCUGGACCCGAAGAGGAGCAACGCCAUCAACAUCGGGAUGACCGUCCUGCCGGCCGUUCACGUCAUCAAGACCGCCAUCCUCAACUUCGACGAGUUCGCCAUCAGCAAGGAGGGCAUCGAGAAGAUCCUGACCAUGACUCCCACAGAGGAGGAGAAGCAGAGGAUCCAGGAAGCCCAGCUGGCCAACCCUGACGUUCCUCUGGGCACGGCGGAGCAGUUCCUGUGCAGCCUGGCCUCCAUCAGUGCCUUGACCCCCCGCCUGCAGCUCUGGGCCUACAAGCUGAACUACGAGGCUCUGGAGAAGGAGAUCGCAGAGCCGCUGUUUGACCUGAAGCUGGGCAUGGAGCAGCUGGCGUCCAAUCAGACCUUCAAGAGGAUCCUCGCCACGCUGCUCGCCAUCGGAAACUUCCUCAACAGCUCCAACGCUAAAGGCUUUGAGCUGGGUUACCUGGAGAAGGUGGUGGAGGUGAAGGACACGGUUCACCGUCAGUCUCUGCUGCAUCACACCUGCAUCCAGGUGGUGGAUAAUUACCCAGAAUGCUCUGAUGUCUACUCAGAGAUACCUGCCAUCACCCGCUCCGCCAAAGUGGACUUCGAACUGCUCUCGGAGAACCUGGUGCAGCUGGAGAAACGUUGCAAAGCAUCAUGGGACAAUCUGAAGGUGGUGGCCAAACACGAAACGAAAGCCGUGCUGAAGAACAAGAUGACCGACUUCCUGAAGGACUGUACGCAGAGAAUCAUCAUCCUGAAGGUGGUCCACAGGAGGGUCAUAAACAGGUUUCACUCCUUCCUGCUGUUCCUGGGUCAGCCGUCUUCCUCCGUCAGAGACAUUAAAGUAACGAGCUUCUGCCGCAUCGUCAGCGAGUUCGCUCUGGAGUACCGGACCACCCGAGAGAGAGUUCUGACCCUCAAACGCAAGCGGGCCGCCCACCGGGAGAGGACCAAGACCCGCGGCAAGAUGAUCACUGAGACGGAGAAGUUUUCGGGGGCGGUGCCUCGUCAGGAUAGCCCCUCCCCCGUCUCCAUGGCAGCGGAGGCACCGACGGGUCAAGAGGAGGAACACGAGAACAUGAAGAACCUUCUGAUCAGCAACAAUGAUCCCAGCAUGGAGCAGAGAGGAGGAGGACUGAGACGCUCCAGAGCCAUCCGCAGUCUCGGCAGAGUGAGUCCUCCUCAGAUGUCGGUUGCUAAGGACGACGGGACGAGUUCCCAGGACGACCACACAGACGAGAUCAUGGACCGACUGGUCAAAUCCGUUACCCAGAAUCCUUCAGACCGAGCGUCCAGCCCCAAAACACGCAAACGCUCCCGACUCAACAGGAAGUCACUGAGACGGACUCUGAAGAGCGGCCUCGGCGUAGACGUGGUUCAGGCUCUGGGACUCAACAAUAAGAGCGGAGAGCGACUGUGAGCUCAGGAUCGAUCAGACCGAUCAGACCGAUCAGUGAACAGUAUUGAUUAUUGAUCAGAGGAGACGACACAACGAUCCUGAUCAUCAAUCUUUGUGUUUUAACUCAAAGUGAACAAACUUUUUUUUUUCUCUCUGAAGAAGAAAAACCUGCUGUUUUUGGUUUUCUGUGGUUCUCUAAACGUUGUCCUAAUGUUCUCCUUUAAAGCACCAGAGGUACAUUCACUCAGCUCUGCUCUGACUGUCACACAUCAACACAUUUAGUUCAUUAUCACAACGAGCACAUUAUACACUAAACAUGUUGUAACAGGUUUCACUCAUUAAGGAGGGUUAGGGUUAGGCAGUCUGCUGUUCAGACACAAACCAACAAGUUAUUAGAGUUUAUAUUUAAAUCAUUUCUGUAGUUUUUAAACACAAACAGGAGGAAAAGGUUGGUUUAUAAUUAUUCUCAGCGGUGGAAGAAUCUGCACUUGGUGUUUUAUAGUUAAUGUUUCUAAAAUACAUCACUAUAUUUAUGGAUUGUUGGUUUGAGUUUGAACAUGAAGGAAACCCAGAAAUCAUCAGACUGAAAACUUGUUGGAUUAAAACUAAAAACUUCGUCUGAGCAAUAAAACGUCUCGUCCUGGAAAAUGAAAGAAAGUCCUUGAAGGUUUUUGAAGGGACUCGAUUUUUAAACCAAAAUGCAAAAACACCAAAAACAAGACUUUUAAUGUGACAUUUAAAUGUUUUUCAGUAUUUUACAUUUUUUAUGGUUUAAUUCUGAACCUGAAUUUAUUUAUUGAGAAACUGACGAUUAAAUAAAGCAAUAAAAACCUGAUAGUUAAAGAUAA